AUGCUUCGAUCUACAGUCGCACUGCCACUUCGCUUGUCGCCAGCGGUGACGUUUACUCGAUCAUUGAAUCUGAAUUCCAUUUAUGUGAUAUCAAUUCCAGUCACUACUCACCGAUCGUACAUCUACAUGAACCACAAUAAAUCACUUCUAGACAAAACUCAGCUAAACAGAUACCCCGUUGUUGCCAAACUUGAAAACAAGCUUGUGUCCCUAGCCACCAAAGGCUGGGACAAGAUGAACUCCUCCAACUUAACCGUGAACAAGAGAAUCAUCAAACUAGUCAAACGUCUACUAAACACUAUCCCAUACGAGGAAAGUUGUCUCAAGCUGUUCCCAUCACAAUCCACUAUGAUUAGAGAAAUAAACGAGGAAAGUACCGACAAGGCAAGAGCGUUGAUUCCAUCACAAAUCGAAGAAGAGCAGAUCGCCACGGACCAAUUGAAGCCUAUCCCAUUCUAUCACCCAUCAUUCCAAAAGCCCUCUACGAUUUUAUCACAGUUGCAUGAUUUUAGAAACGACGCAAGGUCGAAACACUUGAAAUAUGCUGGACUCUGUGCGAUUGGUGUUCCAUUGAGUUUACCGUUUGCCUUGAUCCCAGUUAUCCCCAACGUCCCAGGUCUUUACUUGUCCUAUAGAUUAUAUUGUAACAUCAAGGCUUUGGUUGGAGUAAAGCAUUUAGAUUACUUGUUGGAAAGGAAAGGUAUUGCUGGUAAUACGAGGAAUGAUGACGUUUCUAAUACUGAUCACGUCGCCUUUGAACGAAACCUUUACAUGGAUUCCAUAUAUAAGCUUGGUAACACGCUGAAAGAACUUGAAGUGGAAAGUGUACAAGAGGAAGAAAGGGUUAUUAUUACCAAGGAAAUUAUUGAUACUUUGUGUAGUAAGUUAGAGUUGCCUCAAUUGAAAGAAGAUUUAUUGAAGGCAUUGAAACAAGAGAUUGCAAAGUUGGAAAAGGAUAUGAAAAUCAAAGAUGAGAUUGAGUGA
Dujonia railenensis is the source of this 984-nucleotide messenger RNA. NCBI's taxonomy places the organism in Eukaryota, Fungi, Ascomycota, Pichiomycetes, Serinales, Debaryomycetaceae. The record is from the annotation of a GenBank genome assembly.